AUGGGAUUUCCUUACAAACAAUAUCAUCAUCGCAAUCCAACUCUGGAAAGUAACAUCAUAAUUGGGCACCUGGAUAGUGGAGUGCUAUUUGAGUCAGAAAGUUUUUCUGAUUACGGUUUAUCCCAUAUUCCAAAAAAAUGGAAAGCUUCUAUUGUGGCUGGAAAUCCAGUGAAAAAUGUUAGUUUUUUUGGUAUAGCAAAUGGAACUGCUAGAGGAGGUGUUGAGUCGGCUAGAAUUGCUACAUACACCGUGUGCAGUAAUUUACUUUGUGAUGAUCAUAAUGUAUUAGCUGGAUUUGAUGAUGCAAUUGCAGACAACGUCGACAUUAUCACCAUCUCAAUUUCUUACGAUACCAUAAAAAAUAUGAGUGACGAUGUUAUUGCCAUCGGCUCGUUUCACGCUAUACAAAACGACAUUUUGACCGUAAAUGCUGCCGGAAAUAAUGGAAUACAUGGUUUGGGAUGGUCAAAUGGAAACGCACCAUGGAUUUUCACAGUGGCAGCUAGUGCAGAUAGAAAAAUUUUAAAUAAACUUAUCCUUGGAAAUGGCCGAUCACUGAUAAGUACUUCCGUGAAUUCUUUUGAUGAAAGUAACCAUAGCAUAAGGUUGGUGUAUGGAAAAAGUGUCUCCAACCAUUGUAAUGAAUCCUUUGCAAGGCAAUGUAAUGUUAAUUGUGUAGAUCCUCAUUUGGUAAAGGGAAAGAUUUUAGUAUGUGACUCUCUACAGCCAGAUGUUAUCACAACAGCUGGAUUUGCUGGUGCCAGCGGGGUCAUUUUUCGACAAGAUCAGCAAUCAGAAGAUGAAGCUAUUAUCGUUUCUAUACCUACCGCGAUUCUUAAUGAAUCCGAUUUUCGUUAUAUUGAAUCAUCUUACCUCAAGUCUAAAGUAUUGCACUCAGCACGCAUAACAAAGAGUGAUAUUAUAAAGAAUCAUAUUCCCAUCCUAGCUUCUUUAUCCAGCAGAGGGCCAAAUACAAUUCUUCCCCAAAUUUUUAAGCCUGAUAUAACUGCACCGGGAAUAAAUAUCUUAGCUGCAUAUCCUCCCAAGUUUUUUUAUGCAUCUCCAAUUAAAAACUUUCAUAGUCUCUAUAGCAAUUACUCCUUCUUGUCCGGAACUUCCAUGGCGUGUCCUCAUGUUGCUGGUGCAGUUGCUUAUGUGAAAUCAAAACAUCCUGAUUGGUCAGCUUCUGCUAUUAAAUCAUCUCUUAUGACUUCUGCUCGUAAUAUGAAUGGAGAGUACAAUUUAAAUGCUGAACUCGGGCACGGAUCAGGACAUAUUGAUCCAGUGAAGGCUGCAUAUCCUGGACUCGUGUACGAGACAUUUAUUGACGAUUAUUUUAAAAUGUUUUGUAGUUUAGGCUCGGAAGGAGACAAGUUGAAGAAUAUUUUAAAAGGAAAAAAGAAAUGUCCAAAACGGAUAAUUAGAACAUAUGCAAAAGAUCUCAAUUACCCUGCAAUGACAGCUUCAAUCCAUGAGAAUUCAUUUUUCACUAUUCAAUUCUCAAGAAUCGUAACAAACGUUGGACAUGCUAACUCUACAUAUCAUGCAGAGAUUAGUGGAGGAGAUAACACAGUCUAUGUCAGUGUGGAGCCAAAUGUGCUCUCUUUUGUCCAUCUGAAACAAAGAAAACCAUUUACUGUAACCGUUAAUGGGCAAUGGUUGAACCAAGAUCACAUCUCUUGUUCUUUAAUUUGGUUUGAUGUUAUGACUAUUAAACCAAAUAAUGUUAGCGUUCAAGAGGAAACUAAUAUCAUUGCACGUUCUCCUGUGAUUCAUACGCAUAACACCCAUGAUGAAAAACCGAAAAUGUUCUCCGGUGUGGAUUUCAAGAGGUGGGAACAUAAGAUGUUGUUCUAUUUAACGACUUUAAACUUGGUUAGAUUUCUCAUUAAGGAUGCUCUUAUGCUCCAAGAGGGUGAGAGUAGUGUUGAGUCCAUCAGUGUGUUAGAUGCAUGGAAACAUUCUGAUUUCCUAUGCCAAAAUUACAUAUUGAAUGGACUAGUCGAUUCAUUGUCCAAUGUGUACUUUGAAUGA
Molecule: messenger RNA, 2034 nt
Organism: Impatiens glandulifera
Lineage: Eukaryota; Viridiplantae; Streptophyta; Magnoliopsida; Ericales; Balsaminaceae
Product: subtilisin-like protease SBT4.3
Exons: 7
Coding region: 1-2034 (677 amino acids)
Biological process (GO): proteolysis
Molecular function (GO): serine-type endopeptidase activity
Source: RefSeq, a predicted model, not a curated record